Messenger RNA from Scleropages formosus (Asian bonytongue), 1379 nucleotides. Its product is annotated as SUMO-conjugating enzyme UBC9-B. Lineage: Eukaryota; Metazoa; Chordata; Actinopteri; Osteoglossiformes; Osteoglossidae. The record is from RefSeq and is a predicted model, not a curated record. The transcript has 7 exons. Bases 118 to 591 code for a protein of 157 amino acids.
CCUUCCAGGAGGGAAACUUAGCUAAGGUCUGUAUCGAGUUAUAGAGAAUUGCCGCAGGAAAAGCAAGCGGUUUAUAAACGAUUCCAAAGUUUCAGUCAUAAUUAAGGGAUCUAAGUCAUGUCCGGGAUAGCCCUAAGCAGACUUGCACAGGAGCGGAAGGCCUGGCGAAAAGACCACCCAUUUGGUUUUGUGGCAGUGCCAACAAAAAAUCCAGAUGGCACAAUGAAUCUGAUGAAUUGGGAGUGUGCCAUUCCUGGAAAGAAAGGAACCCCCUGGGAAGGUGGUUUGUUUAAACUGCGAAUGCUGUUCAAGGAUGAUUAUCCUUCCUCUCCUCCUAAGUGUAAAUUUGAACCCCCACUCUUCCACCCCAAUGUGUAUCCCUCUGGCACAGUCUGCCUAUCAAUUUUGGAGGAAGAUAAGGACUGGAGGCCAGCCAUCACUAUCAAACAGAUCUUAUUAGGAAUCCAGGAACUUCUUAACGAGCCAAAUAUCCAGGAUCCUGCCCAAGCAGAAGCCUAUACAAUUUACUGUCAAAACAGAGUAGAAUAUGAAAAAAGGGUUCGAGCACAAGCCAAAAAGUUUUCGCCGUAAGCCUCAAGAUUUUGACAUGGAAUAGAAGAAUUUGGACAAGGAUUUCCCCACCUCUACUUCCCCCCUGUUCUACAAACAUUUUCCAUAUACACAUUUUAUGCAGGACUUAUUUAAUAUACUGUAUGUAGUGCCAUUUGCCUUUACCUACAUGUAUACACUCCUUGUUCUGACAGUGGCCUUUUGUGAUAUAAGGAGGCUUUUUGUUUUGAGCUGACCUAUGACGUUCAUAUACAAACUCAUACAGUGCAGAUUCUUCUGUAGAGGUGGGGUGGAAGGUACAUGGCUUUUAUCUAUUUUAGUUGUCUGUAGGUGCUAGUGAUCUGGCACAGGGCAGGGCUAUGGCUACACACAAAGCUAACUGAAAAUUUUUCAAUUUAAUUUCCAAUGCAUAUUUUGGCUGGCUUUCUUCCUUUCAUUGCUAACUUGGCUUCCCCUUCAAACACACAGGGUCUAUUCCAUCAGUCUUUGUGUUUUUCAUUGUUUUAAUGAUGUAAAACUUGCUCUUUAAUGUCAGUAUUUCAACUGCUGUAAAAUUAUAAACUUUUUAUACUUUCUAUGAGCACACUAGUCUCUAGAUAUCUUUCCAUAUCUGAUGCAAGUCUUGUAUUCAGCAUGUUUUUCAUAUGUUUUGCUGCCUUGGCCAUUUUGAGUAUGUUCUACAAAAUAGGGAAAAUAGCCACAGUGAAUCAAAUCAGAAGUAUGUUUGCUUAUUUUUGCAUCAGACUCUUGUGUUUAUAUGGCGUUUUGUUCAUGUAAGUGUUUUAGAGUAAAUAAAAAUGUUUAUAUGA